GCUACCCGGAGGACCGUGCUGAGCACUGGGGGGAGUUGCCUGGGGGGCCUGUCCCUCCGAGACACCAGGACACGGUAGAAGCCGCCAAGAGAGCACCCCUGGCCCUGGACGAUGGCAACGAUGCUGCUGAGGAUGGUGAUGAUGGUGACUCGGAUGCGCCUCCUGGGACUGAGGAGGCGGCCGUGAAGGCCAUGCUGCAGGCCGUGGCCGCCAGCCGCCUGCCCGUGUGCAGCCAGCAGCAGGGCGAGCCGGAGCUGACGGAGCGAGAGAAGGUGGCCAUCCUGGGCCGGCUGUACCAGGAGAAGCCGCUGGUGUUCCUGGAGCGUUUCCGCACGGGGCUGCGCGAGGAGCACUUGGCCUGCUUUGGCCACCUGCGUGGCGACCACCGGGCCGACUUCUACUGCGCAGAGGUGGCCCGGCAGGGCGCCGCCCGGCCCCGCGCCCUGCAUACCCGCCUGCGCAACCGGCGCUACGCGGCGCUGCGCGAGCUUAUCCAAGGGGGCGAGUACUUCAGUGAUGAGCAGAUGCGGUUCCGGGCGCCGCUGCUGUAUGAGCAGUACAUUGGGCAGUACCUCAGCCCCGAGGAGCUAAACGCCCGUACGCCCGGCCCGACCCGGCCACCCCCACCCGGCUCCCCCGGCUCUACCGCCUGCCCGCUUUCCGACCUGCUGCUCCAGUCCUUUCAGGAGCGAGAGCUGCAGCAGCGCCUGCUCCAGCAGCAGGAGGAGGAGGAGGCCUGCCUGGAGGAGGAGGACGAGGAGGAGGACAGCAAUGAGGAAGACCAAGCAGCCAACAGUGACUCUGAGUCCUGGGUUCCCGACUCGGAGGAGCGGCUGAUCCUGCGGGAGGAGUUCACGAGCCGCAUGCACCAGCGCUUCCUGGACGGCAAGGAUGGGGACUUCGACUACAGUACGGUGGACGACAACCCCGACUUCGACAACCUGGAUAUCGUGGCCCGGGACGAAGAGGAGAGGUACUUUGACGAGGAGGAGCCCGAGGAUGCACCCAGUCCCGAGCUGGACGGGGACUAACGCCCACCAGGCACUGCUGUGUUGCCGGCCUCUCCAUCUGUCUCCUGGUUCCACACUCUGGAUCCAGCUCCCCAGCAGCCAUGGACAGCGGCCUGAUGGCGGGAUCACCUGUCCUCCCCUGUGCCCCAGGCUCCGGGCACGGGAGGGGUGCCUAGGACUAGCACCAGGAAUCACAGGCUGCCAGCCUGGGGGUGCCAUAGGAAGGGGGCCUACCCCCAGCCCCCCUCAGCCGACACCAAUUUUCCCUUCCUUCACUUCCUCCGCCUCCCUCCCUCGGCCUCUCCUGUUUACACUCCCCAAAGACGCAGGCUGUUAUCAUGGGGCCUGAGUCAUCCCCACACGCAGCCUUCCCCGGGCGGGCGUCCCUGCCCCCCCCAACCCCCCCGCCAGCCACAGGCCCGCCCCGCCGAGCCCCCUGCCGCCCGCCCGGGCUAAUGGGAGCCAGAUGGCCGCCUGUGACUCAGCCGCGGCCUGUGGGAACCCCGGCGUCCCGCCUUCCCAUGCCCCCACACCCGGCUUCUCCCCCAGGACACACACGGGGCCCAGCUGCCGCGGGGUGACCUGGAGGCCAGGGUCAGGGAUACGGGGCCAGGGGACCCCUCACUGCCCCAAGGGAGAGGGGAUCCCACACCUCAUCUUUGCCCUCUGGGCUGGCCAGAGCGAGAGAAGC
Molecule: messenger RNA, 1701 nt
Organism: Sorex fumeus (smoky shrew)
Lineage: Eukaryota; Metazoa; Chordata; Mammalia; Eulipotyphla; Soricidae
Gene: CCDC97
Product: coiled-coil domain containing 97
Exons: 4
Coding region: 192-1031 (279 amino acids)
Source: RefSeq, a predicted model, not a curated record